CUUCUUUUGCUUUCUAAUCUUCUGAUUAUGUGACUUAUAAAGUUCCAUUUUGAACAUCUUUUCAGUGCAGUAAAGGAAGAAGUUGACGAUCUGCGGUCCGGAUUCCAUUUUUUCAAAUAACUGUCUGUCCUAACUUAUGGACAUGAAUGGCACCAUAACUGUCGAACCUUGGGAUCAGCCACGGAGGUGUGUGCUGUGUCAUAGAAUCCUUUCAUCUGAGAUCGAGGUUGAAGCUACAAGUAUAUGUGGGGAUUGUAAGUUUCUGUUUCUGGAAGAUAGUGACAUUCAGCAUAACACAAGACAAACAAGGUACAACAACAAUUCAGAAUCUAUUGAAAAUAUGCAAUUUCCAGAUAUGACGAAUCUGGUUACGGUCUCUGAGCAUGGGAAUCAAUCAAGACGGUGGAGGAGAGUUUUGUCUGAUACAGAAAGUGAUGGCUUUGAUUCAGAUGUUUCUGUUGAAGUUGAUAGUGAUAUGCCUGCUCAUCCUCAUUCAGAUGAUGCAAGUCUGAACCAGUCGAACUCAGACGAUGACAAUGAAUUCGAAGAAGUUGAAAACACAGUCGGAAGUUUGGUGGGCAGAGUACAGCUACGUAGAUCGUUGGCAUCCAAUGGGCGGAAUCUCCAAGUCGAUUGGCUUAAUGAGAUUCUUUCUCCUGAAGCUGAAAACUUAGAAAGAUCACGUUAUGUAGGGAAUGCUGGAGACUAUCUUGAUGCAAGAGGGUUUGAACAACUGCUGGAGCGUCUAGCGGAGACGGAUGGUUCACGGCGAGGAGCACCGCCUGCGGCUGUUUCGUUUGUGAAGAAUUUGGAGCGGGUGGUGGUGGAUGAGGAUGAGGGUUUGGUGUGUGUGAUAUGUAAGGAUAGUGUCUGUGUUGGUAGUGUAGUGAACCGGCUUCCUUGUCUUCAUGUGUACCAUCCUUCAUGCAUCAUGCCAUGGUUAAAUGCACGGAAUACAUGUCCGCUUUGUCGAUACGAGCUCCCAACAGAUGAAAGGGAGUGUGAGAGGAGGAUGAGGAGGAGAAGCAGAAGCCAGCAGGUGGAAAUGGAAGAGGAGGUGGGUGAGGAUGCAUCAUCAGGUGGCGGAGGAAGGUGGUGGGUUGUGGCGGCACCGUUAGCGACCAUGAUGGCUAUUGGUUUUGUGGUGUGGUUGGGGGGAGGAGUCAACAGAAACAGGAGAUGGUGGUGUGUCUUGUAGAUUUAUUGCAGAGGAUGGAUUGAAUUUUCUGUUCUUUUCUUUUUUUACUAGCUAGGUGGAAAGAGAAAUAGGGGUAUGUAUGUAUGUAUGUAUGUAUGCAUGUAUGUAUGUAUGUAUGUAUGAUUAUUAUUAUCAAGUCAUGUGAUGGUUUUUGUACAUGAAAUGGAUAUUUUUGGUUUUUCU
This is a messenger RNA of Cynara cardunculus var. scolymus (artichoke), 1381 nucleotides long. RefSeq names its product E3 ubiquitin-protein ligase CIP8-like. The coding region runs from base 137 to 1198 and encodes 353 amino acids. Gene Ontology annotation, cellular component: cytoplasm. Gene Ontology annotation, molecular function: ubiquitin protein ligase activity. The record is from RefSeq and is a predicted model, not a curated record. Lineage: Eukaryota; Viridiplantae; Streptophyta; Magnoliopsida; Asterales; Asteraceae. The transcript has 2 exons. Gene Ontology annotation, biological process: protein ubiquitination.